UAAAUCUCAAGAAACAAGAACAAGAACAAUAGUAGACUACUACUCUUUACCAAGAAUAAUAUAUCAACAUACAUAGUACUCUUCUUGGAAGGCAAGGAACAUGAAUCAAGAAACUGCGAGUAACCUUGAACUUGAUCUGAAACUAAAUAUUUCACCAUCGUUGGAUUCAUCUUUGGUCACCGAGAGCUCAUCUUCAUCGUUAUGCUCGGAGGAAGCUGAGGGUGGAGGAGGAGAGGCUAAAUCAAUGGUGGUCGUUGGUUGCCCUAAUUGCAUCAUGUACAUCAUCAUCUCUUUAGAGAGUGACGACCCUAGAUGCCCUAGAUGCAACAGCCAUGUUUUGCUUGAUUUUCUCACAGGAAACCAUAGCAAGAAGAAUCAUCAGCAUCUUCCAAAGAAGAGGAAGAGAGGGGAAAGUAGGGUUUUCAGACUGAAGACGUUCGGAGAGUCAGGACAUCCAGCUGAGUUGAACGAGUUGUCUUUUCGUGACAACCUCGCGAAACUACUUGAGUUUGGUCACUUUGAGAGCUCCGGUCUCAUGGGAAGUUGGUCUUUUCAGCUCGAGAUUCAACGCCACCCAAAUCCUCUUUAUGUGCUUCUCUUUGUAGUAGAAGAGCCCAUCGAAGUCUCUCUCAACCUCCGUUGCAACCAUUGCCAAUAUGUUGGUUGGGGAAACCAAAUGAUAUGCAACAAGAAGUACCAUUUCGUGAUCCCCUCAAAGGAAACAAUGGCCGCCUUUCUAAAACUGGAAGGUGGAGGCUACACUUUUCCUGAAAAGGAAAGUCUCUCCCAUUUGGUGGAGCUUCAAGGCCAUGUCCUUCACGGCUUGUUUCACUCCAACGGAUUUGGUCACUUGCUCUCUGUCAACGGCAUUGAAACGGGCUCCGACUUAACCGGUCAUCAAGUCAUGGAUUUGUGGGACCGGCUCUGCACCGGUUUAAAGGCCAGGAAAAUAGGGUUGAAUGAUGCAUCGCACAAAAGAGGAAUGGAGCUGAGGCUGCUGCAUGGGGUAGCAAAAGGAGAGCCAUGGUUCGGUCGUUGGGGCUACCGGUUUGGGUCAGGGACAUACGGAGUGACUCAAAAGAUUUACGAGAAGGCACUUGAAUCUGUCCGUAACAUACCCUUGUGCUUGCUUAACCAUCACCUAACCAGCCUGAACCGAGAAACUCCAAUCCUCUUGUCAAAGUACCAAAGUUUAUCCACCGAGCCAUUGAUCACUCUCAGUGACCUCUUCAGGUUCAUGCUUAAUCUCCAUUCGCGUCUUCCAAGAGAUAACUACAUGAAUAACUCCCGAAACCAAAUCAUCUCCAUUGAUAGUACCAACUGCAGAUGGUCUCAAAAACGGAUCCAAAUGGCUAUCAAAGUGGUCAUAGAGUCACUGAAAAGAGUCGAAUACCGAUGGAUAUCGAGACAAGAAGUGAGGGACGCAGCAAGAAACUACAUAGGGGACACUGGUUUGCUUGAUUUCGUGUUGAAGUCGCUCGGGAACCAGGUGGUUGGAAACUAUUUGGUCCGACGUAGUCUAAAUCCGGUGAAGAAAGUGCUAGAGUAUUGCUUGGAGGACAUAUCAAAUUUGUUACCAAGUAGUAACAAUGAACUCAUAACCCUUCAAAAUCAAAACUCAAUGGGGAAGAUGGCGACAAACUGUCACAAUAAGAUCACAAGAGGUCAAGUGAUGAAAGACAUGUUUUAUUUUUACAAACACAUUCUCAUGGACUACAAGGGAGUUGUAGGCCCCAUAGGAAGCAUAUUGAACCAAAUCGGAAUGGCUUCAAGAACAAUCCUCGAUGCUAAGUACUUCAUCAAAGAGUAUCACUACAUGAUUAGAGAUACAUCGGCGAAAACACUACACUUAGAUCGAGGGGACAAACUAGGAAUAUUCUGCACGAUCGCGUGGAAAUGUUAUCAUCAUAACAACGAGAUAAAAAUUCCUCCACAAGAAUGCAUAGUGGUGAAGAAAGAUGCAACAUUGAGUGAAGUGUAUGGAGAGGCAGAAAGAGUGUUUAGAGAGAUCUAUUGGGAACUAAGAGACGUCGUGGUGGAGUCAGUGGCGGAUGGUCAAAGAGAGAUCACAAGGGUCGAUGAAAUGGCCAUGAAUUGGAAUAAAGGAUUGGUGUUAGAAGGGAACGUUGGAAUGAUGAUGAACAUUGAAGUGAUGAAAUGUUAUGAAGAUGAUGAUAAAAAGAAGGAUAAAAGAAUUGAGUGUGAGUGUGGAGCAAAGGAAGAAGAUGGAGAGAGAAUGGUGUGUUGUGAUAUAUGUGAAGUAUGGCAACACACAAGGAUGUGGAAACUUGGUCUUAGAAACUCAGCUGGUGCCAUUGUUCAAGCAGAGAAGCGGGUUCGGUUACUGUCCUCAUUGGUGAUGUCGUCUCCAUACCUGUUGAAUACGAAAGAUGCUUUGCCAGGAGGACGCUCUUCAAUGAAUAUUUACGAUCCGAGGAAAGAAGAGAUGGUAAUACCGAACCAGGGGAUGAUGACGUAUCCAUCACGUUACAUAGGAUCGUCUAGAGGGUGGGUUGGUUUCAUUAAUUCUAAUGAUCCCAGAAGCCUCUAUCUCACCAACAUGUUCAAUCACAAAGUCAUAUCCUUGCCUCCUAUGGAGCCUGAUUGUGCUGAUAAUAUAAUUAUCAACAUGUCGCUCUCCUCUUCCCCUGAUGACUCAUGUGUUGUGGCUAUCAAGUUUUUUGGAGGUCGGAUGUGUUUCUGUAGGCCUGGUGACUCAGCCUGGACCAAAACGGAAACUUCUUCAAAACUUUUGGAUUGCUCCAGUGUCCUCUACUCCAACCGUGAUUCCAAGUUUUACUUGACAACCUUUAGGCUUGUCUCCAAGCUUCACUUCACUGCCAUCAAAUUUGAUGCUAGCAAGUACAAGCCUCUGGGUCACCAAGAUUUCCCUGAGGUGACUUAUUACCACAAAUUUGACCGUCUCAAGUUGCCUGAUUUGCUAUGGUCGGAGUUUGAGCUGCUAGAGUCUUGUUUCCACACUGAACACUUGGUGGAGUCGCCUACCGGCGAAGUUUUUGACAUCAUGUGGUUUAUUCAGCUCUCCCACGAAUUUGAACUAAUCAGCGGAAUCGUCGAAGCUUACCCAUUCAUCUCCAUGGAUACAGAAUUCCCCGGCGUGAUUUUCAAGGCGGAUCUCGCCGUUCUCCGUCUUGGAAACCCUAAUUAUCUCUACAAUCUUCUCAAAUCCAACGUCGAUGCUCUAAGUUUAAUCCAAGUCGGUCUUACUCUCUCUGACGCCGACGGAAACCUCCCCGAUCUCGGCGUUCAAAACCGUCGAUUCAUCUGGGAAUUCAAUUUCCGUGACUUCGACGUGGAGCGUGAUCCACACGCGCCUGAUUCCAUCGAGCUUCUCCGUCGUCACGGGAUCGAUUUCGAGCGGAACCGUCGCGAAGGUGUUGAAUCGGGGAGGUUCGCGGAGCUGAUGAUGUCAUCGGGAUUGAUCUGUAACGAGUCUGUGAGCUGGGUGACGUUUCACAGCGCGUACGAUUUCGGUUAUCUUGUGAAGAUUCUCACGCGCCGGGAGCUUCCGGUGGCGUUGCGUGAGUUUUUACGGUUGCUUAGAGCUUUUUUCGGUGAUAGGGUUUAUGAUGUGAAGCAUAUUAUGAGGUUUUGUGAGCAGAGGAGAUUGUACGGUGGUUUGGACCGGGUUGCUCGGUCGCUUGAGGUUAACCGGGCGGUUGGGAAAUGUCAUCAAGCCGGUUCGGAUAGUUUGCUGACGUGGCAGGCGUUUCAGAGGAUGAGGGAUUUGUAUUUCGUUGAGGAUGGGGCGGAGAAACACGCCGGAGUUUUGUAUGGUUUAGAGGUUUUUUGAGGAACUUAAUUAAUCAUUGUUGUUAUU
This is a messenger RNA of Arabidopsis arenosa, 3841 nucleotides long. Lineage: Eukaryota; Viridiplantae; Streptophyta; Magnoliopsida; Brassicales; Brassicaceae. The record is from the annotation of a GenBank genome assembly.